AUGUACCUUUUGAAGAAAAACGCUGAUUCCUUUGGACUUUUGAGACGCACGUCCAUAACGUUCAACGGGGCAAACGACGUGGUCAUAAGUGGAGUGAAAUCGAUGAACAGUCAGAUGUCCCAUAUGACCCUCAAGGGUUGCACCAAUGUGGCUGUCCGUAACAUCAAGCUAGUGGCUCCCGGAAACAGCCCAAACACCGACGGUUUUGGCGUUCAAUCCUCCACAGGAAUCACACUCACUGGAAGCACAGUUCAGACCGGAGACGAUUGUGUUUCUAUCGGCCCUGGCACCCGCAACUUCCUCAUCUCCAAACUUAACUGUGGCCCAGGUCACGGGGUUAGUAUUGGGAGCUUGGCAAAGACAUUGAACGAAGAUGGAGUAGAGAACGUGACACUAUCGAAUUCAGUAUUCACCGGAACACAAAACGGCGUGAGGAUCAAGUCGUGGGCGAGGGCGAGUACUGGAUUCGUUAAUAAAGUCUUCUUCCAAAACCUAAUCAUGAAGAACGUCCAAAACCCUAUCAUAAUCGACCAAAACUAUUGUCCUACCCACCAAGGUUGCCCUACCGAGCAUUCAGGGGUGAAGAUUAGCCAAGUGACGUAUAGGAACAUACAAGGAACGUCCGCGACACAGCAAGCGAUGAAUCUGGCAUGCAGCAAGACCAAUCCAUGCACAGGAAUCACAUUACAAGAUAUUAAGCUUACUUACAACAAAGGAACUCCUGCUACUUCCUACUGUUUCAAUGCUAGAGGGACUAAUCUCGGUGUUAUUCAACCUACGAGUUGUCUCAACCGAUAA
Messenger RNA from Raphanus sativus (radish), 798 nucleotides. Its product is annotated as polygalacturonase-like. Bases 1 to 798 code for a protein of 265 amino acids. The record is from RefSeq and is a predicted model, not a curated record. Gene Ontology annotation, biological process: carbohydrate metabolic process. Gene Ontology annotation, molecular function: polygalacturonase activity. Lineage: Eukaryota; Viridiplantae; Streptophyta; Magnoliopsida; Brassicales; Brassicaceae. The transcript is spliced from 4 exons.